UUGAAAUUCUGUCUUUGUUCACAUCGAGCCGCGUACACAGGUGCCAUUCGGUCAGUUGGCAGAUGACUUGGUUCACAAAGGAACUCGGUACUCACAAGUAGGCCAGUUGGUGCAUUGGUUGGCUGGCUGUCUGAAGAUGGCAUCAAUCACAUAUGCUGAGAAAUCUAGUUCUCGGGUCUGCAUUGUGGUCCAGCCGCCGGAACGGGUCGGGGCUGGGACAUGGCUCGUUCCACCCUUGGUGGCGCGUACCGACAGUCCGCGAAUUCUUGAAAUCUUUCGAGACAGGCCUGUGGAUAUCUUCGCAACAUUGAUGCUCACCGGCAGUAAUGGGGUUGAUGCGACCGGUUCCAAUAUAGAUGGGAAUCGCAGUGCAAGCGGCCAGCUUCUCGAAUCCCAACCCCCGGGCAGCCAGAAUAAGACGGGCGAUGGGAGCAGCAGCAGCGGCAGCAGCAGUCAAGCCCCACGCCAAUGGAUCUACUUCAUCUUUUCUGGCCUGUCGAUUAAGAAAGCAGGGGUCUAUACUUUUACCGUGGGUGUCAGUGACAUGAAUCGCCAAGCCGAUGAGGUGGAAACCCUGUCCAUCGAGAAGUCACGGGAGGUCAACGUUGUGGAUGAGCAAGUACCACCAGGGAGACCCAGCACUGGAGAGCAGGAAAUCCUGGACGAACUGAAGAAAAAGGAUCUCUACAGCCCUUAA
Molecule: messenger RNA, 697 nt
Organism: Diaporthe batatas
Lineage: Eukaryota; Fungi; Ascomycota; Sordariomycetes; Diaporthales; Diaporthaceae
Exons: 3
Coding region: 137-697 (186 amino acids)
Source: RefSeq, a predicted model, not a curated record